Messenger RNA from Salvia hispanica, 1867 nucleotides. RefSeq names its product auxin transporter-like protein 2. The record is from RefSeq and is a predicted model, not a curated record. Lineage: Eukaryota; Viridiplantae; Streptophyta; Magnoliopsida; Lamiales; Lamiaceae.
CUCACCUCUCUCUCUCUCUCUCUCACUCUAUUUCUCUUGCUUCUGCUAGCUAGAUUUCUUUCACUCCUUUUGAGCUGCUGCAUAAAAACAAGCCAUCAUCAUCAUCAUCCAUUUUUUGAGAUUGAAGGAAAUUUCAAAUACAAAAAACAAACAAGAUCUGUCUGAAAAAGGGAAAAAACACAAUGUUGUCGGAGAAGCAAGGAGAGGAAGCCAUUGUCUCGACCUUCAACGAUGCCGAGAAUGACGGCAAGGAUGCGGCUGAGCAGGCGGAGGAUCAGCCCGUUUUCAGCGUGAAAAACGCCCUCUGGCACGGCGGCUCCGCCUGGGACGCCUGGUUCAGCUGCUCCUCCAACCAAGUUGCUCAAGUGUUGCUGACGCUUCCCUAUUCCUUCUCCCAACUUGGGAUGCUGUCUGGAAUAAUAUUUCAAAUAUUUUAUGGGUUGGUUGGGAGCUGGACUGCUUAUUUAAUCAGUGUUUUGUACAUUGAGUAUCGCAGCAGAAAGGAGAAAGAAGGUGUAAGCUUCAAGAAUCAUGUCAUACAGUGGUUUGAAGUGCUGGAUGGAUUACUUGGUCCAUACUGGAAAGCCGUGGGAUUAGCCUUUAACUGCACUUUCCUCCUCUUUGGCUCUGUCAUCCAACUCAUCGGCUGCGCCAGCAACAUAUACUAUGUUAAUGAUCAUUUGGACAAGAGGACUUGGACAUACAUAUUUGGAGCAUGCUGUGCUACUACAGUUUUCAUCCCAUCUUUCCACAACUACCGAAUUUGGUCGUUUCUAGGACUUGGGAUGACUACAUACACUGCUUGGUACAUGACUAUUGCAGCCCUGGUUCAUGGCCAGGCUGAGGAUGUGCACCACUCUGGGGCUAAGAAACUUGUGCUUUACUUCACCGGUGCCACUAAUAUACUGUAUACAUUUGGUGGCCAUGCUGUGACUGUUGAAAUUAUGCACGCAAUGUGGAAACCUCAAAAGUUUAAAUUCAUCUACUUGUACGCCACAUUAUACGUUUUCACUCUGACCCUGCCAUCGUCCUCCGCCGUGUAUUGGGCGUUUGGCGACGAGCUUUUGAAUCACUCCAACGCUUUCUCCCUCCUUCCGAAAAACGCGUGGCGCGAUGCCGCUGUCAUCCUUAUGCUCAUCCACCAGUUCAUCACAUUCGGAUUCGCGUGCACACCACUCUACUUCGUGUGGGAGAAGGUGAUCGGGAUGCACGACACUAAGAGCAUAUGCCUUAGGGCACUUGCUAGGCUGCCGGUCGUGAUCCCAAUAUGGUUCUUGGCCAUCAUCUUCCCGUUCUUCGGUCCGAUCAAUUCUGCCGUGGGAGCCCUUCUCGUGAGCUUCACCGUCUACAUCAUCCCUUCCGUUGCUCAUAUGCUUACUUAUCGAAAAGCCUCGGCUCGUCAGAAUGCAGCCGAGAAGCCACCGCCCUUCAUGCCAAGCUGGGCGGCCAUGUACGCUAUCAACACCUUCAUUGUAUUGUGGAUACUGGUUGUUGGUUUCGGGUUUGGUGGAUGGGCAAGUGUGACCAAUUUUGUCCGACAAGUGGACACAUUCGGCCUCUUCGCCAAGUGCUAUCAGUGCAAGCCGCCAGUGCCGCCACACGGCCAGCAAGCGCCGCCGCAGAUCCACCAUUGACUGCAAAAAAUGGAUCCUCUCCCCGAUAUUUUAUAAUAUACGAUUGCAGUAUGCCUUAUCGCAUCUAUAGACUACAAGUGAUUGCGUGUGUUCUUUUCUUUUGGUUAAUUUUUUUAUAUUUUCAUAAAAAUUCUAGUUGAGUUUGUAGUGUUUGAAUUGUGAUGAUUGCUUGUGAAAGCAUAGGCUGAUUAAAUUAAAUUAAGUAAAGUUUAUAUAAAAUUUUAUUUUCCUUA